Anguilla anguilla (European eel) is the source of this 3530-nucleotide messenger RNA. RefSeq names its product glycine dehydrogenase (decarboxylating), mitochondrial-like. Gene Ontology annotation, biological process: glycine decarboxylation via glycine cleavage system. The coding region runs from base 206 to 3304 and encodes 1032 amino acids. NCBI's taxonomy places the organism in Eukaryota, Metazoa, Chordata, Actinopteri, Anguilliformes, Anguillidae. Gene Ontology annotation, molecular function: glycine dehydrogenase (decarboxylating) activity; pyridoxal phosphate binding; glycine binding. The transcript has 25 exons. Gene Ontology annotation, cellular component: glycine cleavage complex; mitochondrion. The record is from RefSeq and is a predicted model, not a curated record.
UUUCUAACUUUCCAGGCAGAUGAUGACAGGGGCUUGUCUCUGAGCCUUGAAUCGAUUGGCUGGUUCUUGAAACCCGGAGGUGUUUUUAAGCAAGCUAUUCUGGGAAAGUAUUUUGCGAAGAGUUUAAUCUGUGUGAUCGGACUACAUGUUCAUUAAAACAAGACAAUAGCUGUUGCGCUACAGAGCUCCAGCUCUAACGUCCAAAAUGCAUAGAUGUGCAAUAUCCGUGGGUUUAAUCAACAAGUCAACGAACAUCCGCGGCCCUUGGAGAAAUAUUAGCAUUCAAAGUAAGGUUUUGACAGGAAAACUACCAAUUCAACGACAUGCUUAUAAAAAUCAAAAUACUUUUGUUUCGACUCGGGAAUUGAGAGGUUCUUCAGUGUCUGCCUCUUCAAGACAGAUCGACCGAAUAUUGCCUAGACAUGAUGAUUUUGUCCAAAGGCACAUUGGACCCAGUGAGAAAGAGAAAGGAGAGAUGCUUUACGCUCUCGGACUAGAGACAGUUGACGAACUUAUUGAAAAAACUAUUCCGUCUUCUAUCCGUUUACAAAGAAGUUUGAAAAUGGAUGACCCGAUUUGUGAGAAUGAAAUUCUGCAAUCACUGCACAGCAUUGCCAGCCAGAACAAGCUGUGGAGGACGUACAUUGGAAUGGGCUAUUAUAAUUGCUCCGUACCACCAGCUAUACAGAGGAACCUACUGGAAAACUCAGGAUGGGUGACCCAGUACACACCGUACCAGCCAGAGGUGGCCCAGGGACGUCUGGAGAGCCUGCUCAACUACCAGACCAUGGUGUGCGACCUGACCGGCCUGGCCGUGGCCAACGCCUCUCUGCUGGACGAAGGCACAGCGGCCGCUGAGGCUAUGCAGCUGUGCCACAGAAAAAAUAAGAGAAGGACCUUCUAUAUUGACCCUCGUUGCCACCCACAGACGAUCGCUGUAGUGCAGACAAGAGCCAGGCACAUUGGUGUGAAGACAGAGCUGAAGUUGCCUGAUGAGAUGGAUUUCAGUGUGAAGGAUGUGAGUGGUGUACUCUUCCAGUAUCCGGAUACAGAGGGCGGAGUGCAUGACUUCACUGGGCUGGUGGACCGUGUCCACAAAGCUGGGGCCCUGGCAUGCUGCGCCACUGACCUGUUGGCCUUGUGCAUGCUGCGCCCGCCGGGCGAUUUUGGGGUAGACAUCGCUCUGGGCAGCUCGCAGAGGUUUGGGGUUCCUCUCUCUUAUGGAGGACCUCACGCUGCCUUCUUCUCUGUGAAAGAACCACUGGUCCGCAUGAUGCCAGGCAGGAUGGUUGGAGUCACCAGAGAUGCAGCUGGGAAGGAGGUGUACCGUCUGGCCCUUCAGACUCGAGAGCAGCACAUCCGCAGAGACAAAGCCACCAGCAACAUCUGCACUGCGCAGGCUCUUCUUGCAAAUAUGGCUGCCAUGUUUGGGGUGUACCAUGGCCCACAAGGUCUGAAGCAUAUUGCUAAUAGGACACACAAUGCUACCCUGAUCUUGGCUGAAGGACUGAAGCGAGCAGGACACACCCUCCAGCAUGAGGUGUUCUUCGACACACUCAAGAUCCACUGUGGCACAACUGCCAAAGAUGUACUGGAGAGAGCAAAGCAGAGGAACAUCAACCUCCGAAUCUACGGCGACGAAAUGUUGGGCAUAUCUCUGGAUGAGACUGUGACAGAGACAGAUUUGGAUGAUCUGCUGUGGGUGGUUGGGUGUGAUUCCUCAUCUGAACUGAUCGCUGAGAAAAUGAAUGGUAGUGUAAAAGGCAUUCUGGGAACAUCUUUCAAGAGGACCUCCGAAUAUCUCUCACACCCAGUGUUCAACAGUUAUAACUCUGAGACGAACAUUGUUCGCUACAUGAAGCGGCUGGAAAACAAAGAUAUUUCUCUUGUACACAGUAUGAUCCCACUGGGUUCCUGCACAAUGAAACUGAACAGUUCGACUGAACUUAUGCCAAUCACAUGGAGGGAAUUUUCCAGUAUCCACCCCUUUGUGCCCCUGGACCAGGCACAGGGCUACCAGCAGCUCUUCAGACAGCUAGAGAGAGAUCUGUGUGAAAUAACUGGAUAUGAUGCUAUCUCCCUCCAGCCCAACAGUGGGGCCCAGGGUGAAUAUGCUGGUCUAGCUGCGAUCAAAACAUACCUGAACUUUAAAGGGGAGGGACACAGAACAGUUUGUCUGAUUCCUAAGUCAGCCCAUGGGACUAACCCCGCCAGUGCUCAGAUGGUUGGGAUGAAUGUCCAGGUGGUGGAGUCAGAUCGGGGUGGCAACAUUGAUAUGGCACACUUAAAGGUCAUGGUGGACAAACACAAGGCUAACUUGGCAGCUAUAAUGGUCACAUAUCCCUCUACCAGUGGUGUGUUUGAGGAGAACAUCAGCGAUGUGUGUGAGCUUAUCCACCAGCACGGGGGCCAAGUCUACCUUGAUGGAGCCAACAUGAAUGCACAGGUAGGGUUCUGCCGCCCAGGAGAUUACGGAGCAGACGUCUCCCAUUUAAACCUGCACAAAACCUUCUGCAUUCCCCAUGGAGGUGGGGGCCCAGGGAUGGGGCCUAUUGGCGUAAAGCAGCACCUUGUGCCUUUCCUGCCGUGCCACCCUGUAGUCACGCUGAACCCUGACAACGCUGCAACCUCCCAGGGCACCGUCAGUGCUGCGCCUUGGGGCUCCAGUGCCAUCCUGCCCAUCUCCUGGGCCUACAUCAAGAUGAUGGGGGCAAAGGGACUGAGGCAUGCCACAGAAAUGGCCAUUCUGAAUGCUAACUACAUGGCCAAGAGGCUGGAGAAUCAUUAUAAAGUUCUUUUCAGAGGCAAGAGAGGUUUUGUUGCUCAUGAGUUCAUUCUUGAUGUGAGACCAUUUAAGAAGACCGCAAAUAUCGAAGCUGUGGACGUGGCAAAGAGGCUACAGGAUUACGGCUUCCACGCCCCCACUGUGUCGUGGCCGGUGGCGGGAACCCUGAUGAUCGAGCCAACAGAGUCGGAGGACAAGGCAGAGAUGGACCGCUUCUGUGAUGCCCUGGUGAGGAUACGGCAGGAGAUCGCGGACAUCGAGGAGGGAAGGAUGGACGUGGCGAUCAACCCGCUGAAGAUGGCGCCUCAUUCGCUGGCUUGUGUUGCCUCCUCUGACUGGGACAGGCCCUACUCAAGGGAGUGUGCUGCCUUCCCCCUGCCAUUCAUCAAACCAGAAAACAAGUUUUGGCCAUCGAUCUCCAGGAUUGACGAAGUUUAUGGUGACCAGAACCUAAUAUGCACCUGCCCUCCAUUAGAUAUGUAUGAAUCUCCUUUUGAAGAAAAGAUGGCCUCAUCAUAACAUGAUAGGGCUGAUGUAUGUUUUAUGUUUGUAGCUGUUAAAAUCCAGCACAAUGAUAAUGACCUUUUUCUUCUGAUCACAGCACAUGGUAUGCAUAUAUUAUCGUACAUAUUGUACAUUUGCCUUGGAAUUCCCCUUUAAAGUUUUGUAUUGGCAAUUUAUUUUUCUUGUAUGAUGAUAGCAUGGAAUAUUGCUUAAAUUUCAGGUCACUAAUUUAUUGUGAGGG